AUGAAUUACGACUUUCCAGACGUGGUGAUGGUUGGCGGUCGCUGGCGGUCGGCCAGAGCUUAUGCACGUGAUGGCGAUACGACUCCUAUCAUCACGUGCAGCAUCUUCGAUUCUUUGCUUCAUGAGUACUUGGCACUAAACAUACCUACCUAUAGUUCUGCGGAGAAAACCCCAAUGUCGGCUACUCCGACAUUCUGA
Messenger RNA from Penicillium samsonianum, 198 nucleotides. RefSeq lists its product as uncharacterized. NCBI's taxonomy places the organism in Eukaryota, Fungi, Ascomycota, Eurotiomycetes, Eurotiales, Aspergillaceae. The record is from RefSeq and is a predicted model, not a curated record. The transcript has 2 exons. The coding region runs from base 1 to 198 and encodes 65 amino acids.